This is a messenger RNA of Zygosaccharomyces rouxii, 231 nucleotides long. It is a transcript of the gene SMX2, whose product is annotated as mRNA splicing protein SMX2. The transcript has a single exon. Gene Ontology annotation, biological process: mRNA splicing, via spliceosome; spliceosomal snRNP assembly. The record is from RefSeq and is a predicted model, not a curated record. Bases 1 to 231 code for a protein of 76 amino acids. Gene Ontology annotation, cellular component: precatalytic spliceosome; spliceosomal tri-snRNP complex; U12-type spliceosomal complex. NCBI's taxonomy places the organism in Eukaryota, Fungi, Ascomycota, Saccharomycetes, Saccharomycetales, Saccharomycetaceae. Gene Ontology annotation, molecular function: RNA binding.
AUGGUUUCUACACCUGAGCUUAAAAGGUACGUUGAUAAGAAAGUGUUACUACAACUAAAUGGUGCUCGUAAAGUAGCAGGAGUUCUACGAGGCUAUGAUCUUUUCCUUAAUGUUGUCCUAGAUGAUGCUGUUGAAGUGGGCAAGGACGGAUCUCAUCACAAUCUGGGAUCUCAGAGUGUUGUCAGAGGUAAUUCUAUAGUAUCAUUAGAGGCUCUUGAUACUGUUAUGUAA